GUGUGUGUGUGUGUGUGUGUGUGUGUGUGUGUGUGUGUGUGUGUGUGUGUGUGUGUGGGUGUACGGGCGUUUGAGGGUUUGUUCCUGCAGCUCUCUGUGCCCACAGACAGAGCUCUGUAACGCGACAGUUAACAGGUCAUAUUUAGAAGACUUGAACCCCAUUUGGAGUCGACAAUGCGGCUCCGAUACAAAAUCAGCAAAGACCAGGUGGAUUGUGGGCUGACCUGUCACUGAUGGGAUCUUAUCAACUUCUACUGCCUCAUAUUCCUUAGCACCUCCAUGGAGCUCAUCCAGGCCACCCAGGUUUCCUUGCUGUCUCAGGAGGCCCCUACAUCUAUCUGGAGCAACAACUCCAUUCACCCCAACUUCAAUUCCCUGUUCCUCUCCACUCCUGAACAGCCUUUCAACUUUACCCAUAAUGAUGGCUCCCCCCAGAACUCCACCACACCUGCACCUGGAUCAGUCCCUGGUUUGACUGGAAUCUUCAUCCCACUUAUCUAUGGGAUAGUGUGUGUUGUUGGCCUUGUGGGCAACACUCUGGUCAUCCACGUUAUUGUCAACUACACCAAGAAUGAGUCAGUCACCAACAUCUACAUCCUCAACUUAGCCAUUGCAGACGAGCUUUUCAUGCUGGGCCUGCCCUUCUUGGCGGUGCAGAACGCUCUGCUUUCUUGGCCCUUUGGCUCUCUAAUGUGCCGUGUGGUCAUGACAGUGGACGCCAUCAACCAGUUUACCAGCAUCUUCUGCUUGACUGUGAUGUCAGUAGACCGCUACCUUGCUGUGGUUCACCCCAUUCGCUCCUUCUGGUGGCGGCGCCCCCGUGUAGCCAAGGCUAUCAGUGCCACAGUUUGGGCGGGGUCCUUUGUGGUGGUGCUGCCAGUGGUGGUGUUUGCUGACGUGUUGAAGGAUGAUGGGAACUGCAGCAUUGUGUGGCCUGAGCCAGCAGAAGUGUGGAAGACAUCUUUCAUAGUGUACACGUGCACAGUAGGCUUCUUCUGCCCCCUGUUGGUCAUCUGUUUGUGCUACCUGCUAAUAGUCAUCAAGGUGCGCAGUGUUGGGAAACGGGCGCAGGCCACGUCUUCUCGGCGCAGGAAGUCGGAGCGUAAAAUCACCAGGAUGGUGGUUGUUGUGGUGGCAGUGUUCGUCCUUUGCUGGCUACCUUUCUAUGUUCUGAAUAUCGUCAACCUCUUGGUGGUCCUGCCUGGGGACUUCAGAGGGCUUUACGUUUUUGUUGUUGUGCUGUCAUAUGCGAACAGCUGUGCCAACCCCAUACUGUACGGCUUUUUGUCUGACAACUUCAAGAGAGGCUUCAGGAAGGCCCUGUGCGGCACUUCACGGAGGGUGAAUAACAGGGGAGGCAUUGAGGUACAGCGGCCAACAGAGGAGUGGGGUGGCAUUGGGCUCCAAGCACAAAAAGUCGUAAAUUUGCAGAAUAAAGAUUGUGAUGAGAAAGAAGAGGAGGAGGAAAUCAAUAGUACAGAGGCUGCCAUAGAGAUGGGUGAAAUAUGUAAAACGUCACAGAACGGAAAUCACAGUGGAGUAAUGGAUGGCUCAAGGACACAGGUCGUGCAGAGGGGUAAGCCUGAGGCGGAGCACUCUGAUCAAAGUGUCAAAGAGGAAGAACUGGAUAGGAAAGACCAAGGCUCUGAUCCUGCUGAUCCAGCAGUGUCUUCUAGAGCCAGCAGAAGUAGAAACAGCAGGUCACAUUCAGAAGAAUCCCUGAACAAAAACUCUGUGCUUGAAAUCAGCUAUCUGUAACAGACGCUGACAUGUUUUCUGUUGAUUUUGGUGAUUUUUCAAAUACCCGUUUCUCACAGGUAUUUGAAAAAAAGCUGUAGCUGUUACAAACAAAUGCUGAAAACAGAUUACACACUCAGUGUUAGAUGCGCAAAUCUUUGAAGUUGAGGUCCGAUCUUUUUUUUUUCUUGUUGGAAAUACCAGUUUGCAUGAUGUAAUGGUCUGCAAAUCAAUGCAGUUGUUCCUCAUGGCAUGAGGAUGCUGUAAAAAUAAUGAAUGCUUUUACAGAAUCUGGUAAUGAGUAAGUAGUGAUGAUGUCAACCAUGUUGGAUUAAAGCCAAUUCAAAGGUAAGAACAAGUUAAAUAGCUACAACUUGAUGCCUGUGAACAUGACUGCAAGUAUUAGACUUACAGAAGCAUUUCAAUAGUCAAGACUGACUAUUUUAUUAUUUAUUUAUUUAUUAUUUAUUUAUUAGAUUCAUAAUUGUUUUGUGCAAAAGCCAAGAAGGUCAAAGAUGUAUGUAACCCCUGUAUAUUUGGCUGCUUGGUGUACAGCCACUUUGGUAAAUGAUCUACUACAUCAAAUACCCAGUGGGAUAUAACACAAGUGACCUCAAAAACACAUUUCGGUCUGUUGUUUAGUGUGUUUAGUGCUUGAGUUUUUGUGUAACAACAUCCAUACUGUGAAUCCCUGAGCACACAUACAUGGAGCUGGGCAUCAGUCACUUGAUUUCUUCAAAGCGACCAAGUGACAACAAAUUGCUUAAGCUGGGAUGUGCAAUAAAAAAUAGUGCCAGACUACUUCUUUCUAAACACAGCAGAUUACAAGAAGCACGUUUAAAGUUUGUUUUCGGCGCGAGUCACACUAAACUGGAUUUGGGGGAGGUGUUUGUUUCAGUAUGGAUGCGCUCGGAAAUCCAUCAAAUCUAAAACACGACAUUACAAACCAUGUUUGUAUUGACUUAUUAAAUCCAACUUUAAACUUUAGUCAUCCUUGAACAUCCAUGUUAUUUUCAUUUCUAGCAAAAAAUCUUUCAUCUUGAAGGAUUCUCUGCUUCCAACGUUUCGUCACAC
Larimichthys crocea (large yellow croaker) is the source of this 2811-nucleotide messenger RNA. It is a transcript of the gene sst3b, whose product is annotated as somatostatin receptor 3. Gene Ontology annotation, biological process: neuropeptide signaling pathway. Gene Ontology annotation, cellular component: plasma membrane; neuron projection. The transcript is spliced from 3 exons. Bases 280 to 1758 code for a protein of 492 amino acids. NCBI's taxonomy places the organism in Eukaryota, Metazoa, Chordata, Actinopteri, Sciaenidae. The record is from RefSeq and is a predicted model, not a curated record. Gene Ontology annotation, molecular function: somatostatin receptor activity; neuropeptide binding.